Messenger RNA from Salvia splendens (bonfire salvia), 2472 nucleotides. RefSeq names its product probable serine/threonine-protein kinase WNK3. Gene Ontology annotation, molecular function: ATP binding; protein serine/threonine kinase activity. The record is from RefSeq and is a predicted model, not a curated record. Bases 244 to 2136 code for a protein of 630 amino acids. The transcript is spliced from 8 exons. Gene Ontology annotation, biological process: protein phosphorylation. Lineage: Eukaryota; Viridiplantae; Streptophyta; Magnoliopsida; Lamiales; Lamiaceae.
UAGAUAUACAUAUGCAUAACCGACGUAGAUUCGCUCCAACCCAACAAAAUCCAGUUUACGUCAAUCCAAACAAAUUUCAUACGUUCGCAAAUUCGAGUUAUCACUGUUUCAUUCAUCUAAGCGCGAAAUAUUGGAAUUAAAAUACAAUUUCGGCCAUCGGAUUGUGGCAAAGAGAGUAAUUUUCAGUAGUAGAUCUGAAUCAGAUUACGUUUUUGAUUGGUUGCGUUUGAAUUAGGCGCGAAAAUGGUGCAAGACUCGGCGUCCGAGGCCGGAUCGGACGAUUGCGAUAUUGUGCCCGAAUUCGUCGAGGUGGAUCCCUCCGGUCGCUACGGUCGGUAUAAAGAAGUUCUAGGAAAGGGGGCUUUCAAAAAAGUAUAUAGGGCUUUUGAUGAGUUGGAAGGCAUAGAGGUGGCUUGGAAUCAGGUGAAACUUGCUGAUCUGUUGAAAAAUUCUGUUGAUUUGGAGAGGUUGUUUUCUGAAGUGCACCUGCUCAAAACUCUCAAGCAUAAGAACAUUAUCAAGUUUUACAACUCGUGGGUCGAUACAAAGAACGAGCAUAUCAACUUCAUUACUGAGAUUUUCGUGUCUGGGACUCUAAGACAGUAUAGGAAGAAACACAAGCAUGUUGAUGUGAGGGCAUUGAAGAAAUGGUCUAGGCAAAUCUUAGAAGGGUUGUCAUAUCUUCAUCGUCAUGAUCCUCCAGUUAUUCAUCGCGACUUGAAAUGUGAUAAUAUAUUUGUCAAUGGGAAUCAAGGAGAGGUGAAAAUUGGUGAUCUUGGUCUAGCUGCUAUCCUAAAGCAAGCUCGUUCAGCUCACAGUGUUAUAGGUACUCCGGAAUUCAUGGCACCGGAGCUUUAUGAGGAAGAAUACAAUGAACUUGUAGAUAUAUAUGCUUUCGGUAUGUGCUUGAUAGAGCUAGUCACCUUUGAGUAUCCGUAUGUGGAAUGCUCCAAUGCUGCUCAGAUAUACAAAAAAGUGACAGCGGGGAUCAAGCCUGCAUCAUUAAAGAAAGUGAAGGAUCCUGCUAUCCGGGAGUUCAUAGAAAAAUGCAUCGCAAAAGCACCUGAACGUUUGUCAGCCAAAGAAUUACUGAUGGAUCCAUUCUUAAGAUCUGAUGAGGAAAGUUCAGGUUCUUCACUGUGGCCACAAUCUACCGAUGCAGGUGAUAAUGGCAACUGGUUUGACAUUGGUGCAAACCAAGAUUCUGGUUUUGAGGGUAGUCGAGACUUCACACUGCAGGGUCAUAGGAAAGACCAUAAUACGAUAUUUUUGAAACUUCGAAUAGCAGAUGCAUCAGGUCAUAUACGAAACAUUCACUUUCCAUUUGAUGUCGAGGAGGAUACGUCCACUGCUGUUGCUAGUGAAAUGGUUGAAGAGCUGGAUUUGACAGAUCAUGACGUCUCAGUUAUUGCUGAUAUGAUCGAUUCUGAAUUCCAAUCCCUCAUUCCAGAUUGGACACCUAGAGGAACUGCAAACAGCGGCAGUUUUAAUGGUCAAACAAUGAUUGAAUUUGGUGUACUUGGAACACACGGAGACAUGUCUUCCAGUCCCACGAUGCAUGAGAAUCAUCCCUCUGGCCCUCUUGUUUUGGAAAGACUCCCCUCGGGUAGAAAAUAUUGGUCUGAUUCGCCCAAAGCCUGUGGCGGAUGCUCACCACUUAAGGCAGGGCCGUCUAACUUGAUGUCUGCUGAUUCAACCACGUCUGGAGACAGCUGGUCUGAAGUGACGUCACGAUCACCAUUCAGCCAUAAAGAUAAUAACACCUCUCACAAUGUUUCACUUCUCAGUCACGUGGGGUAUGACUCUGAUCACGAAGAUGACAGCAAGCAGGAACCAAAUUCUGCACCUAGCGGGUUACAAUUUAAUGAAGGUCACCGGCUCCUUGGUCCACCUGAAAACAGGAAUCAUCGCCAAUUGGAAGAAAAAGACAACUCAUCUCCAUGUGGAAGUGACGCGGGUGGCAUCAAAAGUGUUCUAAAGAAACUCGACUCUGUGCUGGACGAGCAGUACAAGGAGCUGAACGAUCUGAAGCAGAUGCACAAAGAAGCCGUUUUGGAACUUCUGAAGGACGUGCCAAAGGAGGCUCACCACAGGAUUACUAGAGUGUGCAACGCAAAGAUAUAUGGCACGAAUUGAACAAGAAGCUACGCCUCUUUUGUGUUUGAAAGAAAAUUAGUUUUAGAUGUUUGUGGGAAAUUAUCAUGAAUCGAGAUCAAUGUCGACUGCAACUGCUUUGUGAAGAUGAAGCGAAGCUGAUAGAAGAAUAACGUGUAAUGUAUUCUACCAGAUGUAUCUUGUUUUCCCAACGGAGGCUGUUGUAUUACUUUGCUAUACAGGGAAGCUGCUGUUCUCUCUCUCUCUCUUUUUUUUUUUGUCUUCCCUUUUCAGAAUGGUCUAAAUUUGCUAUUUGAUCAUCAUACUUAUGUAAAUGGUUCUAUUGGUUUAGUAAUUCAUGAUAACAUCUUUAAUGAA